AUGACGGCCGUGGCGAAUCCUCCCUCCUUCCAGCAGAUCAAUCGCUCGGCAUGGAAUAUUAACGGCGGCCAAAACCUCAACUCGAUGAACUCCGACGACGUCAGAGGCAUGUUCAUGCCGCGGAAGCCCAUGCAGCGAAGCAACUCUUCCUCUUCCAUCUCUUCGACUUCCUCCGCCUCCUCCACCACCACCGUCGCCACCAACGGCUCGCAGUCGAAUGGAACGCCGUCGACCAACUCGGACAUGAGCUCGUGGUCAAGCACCGCAUCCCGCAAGCGUCCCCAGCCCAAGGCCCCCUGGCCGCCCGGCAAACCAGAAAACCCUGUCGAGCUCGGCAGGAUGCCGGCAGGCCGCGGCCCCAUGAACGGCCACACGAUCAACGGCAGCUCACUGCAGCAGAACCCCGGACAACCUCAGAUGGCACAGCAGCAGAGCCUGGGCGCACGUCCCCUCGGCGAGCCCAUGCCCUCCGGCCAGCCCGUGCUCUUCCUGCUCUCUCUCAACGGCACCUUUGAGCGCAAGACCAUUUCCGUGCCGUUCUACCCCGACAGCCUCCGUAUCGGUCGCCAGACGAACCAGAAGACGAUCCCGACGCCUGCGAAUGGCUUCUUCGACAGCAAAGUGCUGUCCAGGCAACACGCCGAGGUGUGGGCCGACCGUAUGGGCAAGAUCUUCAUCCGCGACGUCAAGUCGUCCAAUGGAACAUUUGUCAACGGCAGCCGCCUCUCCGCCGAGAACCGCGAGUCUGAGCCGCAUGAGCUGCAGACCCAGGAUCAUCUCGAGCUGGGUAUCGACAUUGUCAGCGAGGAUCAAAAGACGGUCGUCCAUCACAAGGUCGCUGCCAAGGUGGAACAUGCCGGUUUUGCCAACCCCUCCAGCAACGUCAUGGAGAUGAACUUUGGUGAUCUCGAUCCUGCAAACGGCGGCGCCAUGCUCGGACCCUCCCAAGGCGGUGGCAUGCAGCAAUACAGGGGACGGCAGGGCAGCAACGUCUCCAUGGCCAGCAACGGGAGGAUGAUGCCCGCCGGCGGUAUUGCAGGCCCCCAGAUGAAUGGUGCACCUGGUCGCGGGCCCUUCAUGUUGUCCUCUGUCACCUCGGAUCACAUCAUCAAGCGUCUUCACAACGAGAUGCGAAGCGCUCGCUUGCAGUCGCAAGACUUGGGCCGUACCGGGCAGUUCAUUGGUGCCCUUCUCUCAAAGGAAGACAUCAAGGACCUGGACAAGCCAGACGUGCCUGAACCCCCAAAGCUCAUGAUGAACGGCAACGGGCUGCCCUUUCGAGCCGACUCUAAGGCGAGAUUCUCGGAUCCUCCCGCUCCGCCGCCACAGCAGCCACUGCCCGAGAAGCCCGAUGUCCCCUCUCUGAAACGGGCCGCCACCGAACGACCCAAGUCGCACCCGACAAACUCGUCGCCCGUGCGUCCCGACAACAUGAGCCAAAUCAUCCAACUGACCGAGGCGCUCAACAACGCGAAGAAGGAAAUCGACACGCAGACAACCAGGAUGAAAGACUUGGAAGAAAUGUUGCAGAGGGAGCGUGAAGCGCGCGAACUGGCUGAAGACCUCGCGAGGAGACUAGAGGACACGGCCAUCACCAAAGAAGCGAACGGCGUGCCCAAGGAGGGUGGAUCAGAUCUGCUGGAGGAAGCGUUCGAGCCACCGCGCGAAGGUGCCGAGCCUGUCGACGUCGAUAUGCCCGACGCCGACGCCGUUGCCGAUGCUGACGACCAAUCCGACGCCAACCAACCGGAUGCGGCGCCGGUCGACAAGGUGGAAGAGGUCACCGUCCAGUUCCAGGCCAAGCUCGAUUCUAUGAUUUCGGAUAUGAACGACUUGAAGAUGCAAAUGGAGGCGUGGAAGCAGCGUUGCGAAAAGGCCGAAGCCGAGAGAGAUACGGAUCGCCAAACCCUAGCUGAAAUGGUUGUCAAGCUCCGUAAGGAAGAGGAGGCGCGACACGCUGCCGAACUCGCCAAGAGCCGGUCGCCCUCGAAGGGACGUGGUCGCAGCAGCAGCCGAGCACCCCGAGAACCGUCCAAGGGAUCUCUCGCGAAGGCAAACGGCGUGAGCAAAUCCAAUGUCGAGGAUCCCGCCGACAGGCCCACACUCUCGAGGGCGAACACGAUCACGCCGCUCACAGCGUCGACUGGAGCCCUGAUGCACAAGCGAGCAUUGGUCGACGGAGUGCCAUACACCUCGAUGCUCGGCGUGGUGCUGAUAGGCGUGGGCCUCAUGGCAUAUAUCAACGGCUGGCAGCCGCCCCCACGGCCCGCCCACUGA
Verticillium dahliae VdLs.17 is the source of this 2277-nucleotide messenger RNA. RefSeq lists its product as uncharacterized. NCBI's taxonomy places the organism in Eukaryota, Fungi, Ascomycota, Sordariomycetes, Glomerellales, Plectosphaerellaceae. The coding region runs from base 1 to 2277 and encodes 758 amino acids. The transcript has 2 exons. Gene Ontology annotation, molecular function: protein binding. The record is from RefSeq and is a predicted model, not a curated record. Gene Ontology annotation, cellular component: cytoplasm.